Messenger RNA from Uloborus diversus, 862 nucleotides. Its product is annotated as Golgi apparatus membrane protein TVP23 homolog A-like. Gene Ontology annotation, biological process: vesicle-mediated transport; protein secretion. The record is from RefSeq and is a predicted model, not a curated record. Gene Ontology annotation, cellular component: Golgi membrane. Bases 128 to 766 code for a protein of 212 amino acids. NCBI's taxonomy places the organism in Eukaryota, Metazoa, Arthropoda, Arachnida, Araneae, Uloboridae. The transcript has 6 exons.
GGAAGGGAGAAGAGUGAAUAAGAGAAUCGGCGGAAUUUAAUUCUCGUGAUUUCAAGAAAGUAAACAAAACACAAUCGGUGAACUUUUUAUAAAAUAUUAGUUGAAUUUUGGUGAUUGAAACUUUAUUAUGCAAGUCAUGAUGGGUGGACCAGAUGAUGUUGCUCUCCAUUUUUCAGAUGAUUUGCCACAACCUGCUAGAAAACACCCUUUGGCAGUGUUCUUUCAUCUCUUGUUCCGUUCCCUGGCAAUUCUCACGUACUUGAUGUGCAGUUGGUUUAGUAACAGCUUCAUAUCUUCUUUUGUUUCCAUUCUCAUCUUUUUGUCUUUGGACUUCUGGACUGUGAAGAAUAUUACUGGACGUCUAUUAGUGGGUUUGCGUUGGUGGAAUUAUGUAGAUGACGAAGGAAAGAGCCAUUGGGUAUUUGAAUCUAGGAAGGGAGAUGAGACUGCAAUCACUGACACUGCUGAAGCACAAGUAUUUUGGUUGGCAUUAGUUUUAACCCCUGUUGUGUGGUUCCUGCUCCUUUUCGUCAGCUUCUUUCGGCUCAAUGUCAAAUGGUUUGUUGUAGUGCUUGUGGCUUUGGUUUUGAAUGGCGCAAACCUGUAUGGAUAUCUUCGGUGCAAGGUUGGAGGAACUGAGGGCUUUUCUUCCGUUGUCUCAAAUCUAAUGGGAAGGCAAGUCAUAAGUAAUAUGUUCAGUUCGCUGUGGAAAAAACCAGAACAAACAGCUGCCCCUGCUUCUAGAGGAUUUACAAAUACAGUCUAAAUUAUUGUAAAUAGGAUGAACUUUCCAUUGUAUAUAUUUAUGAAAUAAUUUUUAUGAAGUACUUUUGUCCUAAUUCAUUAAAUGUUUUACACAAAG